Molecule: messenger RNA, 714 nt
Organism: Lachancea dasiensis
Lineage: Eukaryota; Fungi; Ascomycota; Saccharomycetes; Saccharomycetales; Saccharomycetaceae
Source: the annotation of a GenBank genome assembly
AUGGCAGACUCCGCCGCUCCGCUGCCUUCGCAGCUAGACCAACAGCGCGACCGCCUCGUCCAGCAGCGUGAUGCGCUUUUCAGCCAGGUGGCCCAGCUCGAGGCUCGCGUACUCCAUGCCAAGUACGACGCGCUCCCGCUGCCACCGUCCGUGACAAGCCUGCGCGCCCUGCAAAAGUUUUACCCUUUGCUGGAUAUCCAGUCGUUCGACGCCGAGGAAGCCAACCGGUUCGCAGUCACGUUCGUCGUCGCUGGCGUCACGGUUUCUUUCCGGUACGUAACUUGCCAGGGCCGUGUCGAGAGCUUGCAGGUCCUGAAUGUGCUGCCCUCGCGUGUGCCGCUCCAGCGCCUGAUUCUACAUUGCCAGCAGACCUGCAAUCUGGCUUUCCUUCUCUCCGGAUGCUACGAAUACGCCCGGCUUCUCGACGCCAGAUCCCAACUGUGGAAGCGGCUCAGUCGGGAGCAUCCAUACCUCGCGUGCUCUGCCAGGUCACCCAAUACCUUGAUUCUGGAGAAUUCGGCCUAUGCCCUGAGCCUACAAAUACACUACCGCAUCGUGUUCGACCGCCUUCCUUUUCCUAGCUCACUCCUAUCUGUUACGCUCUCAAACGGCCCCCAACAUAUCCCACACGCGAACGACAUCUGUACCGGUCUCGUCAGGGAGUAUGGCAUCGACCACGGUUUACAACAAUUUAUAAAAGCAGUCCUACUCUAA